AUGACUCCGGAAAGGGAUAUUGCGUUUGUUACUGAUCGACAUGGAGGUUUGUUGAAAGCUUUAGCUGAGGUCUUUCCGUUUUCUUCUCAUUCUUUUUGUCUAAUGCAUUUGAAGACAAACUUGAAGACUUAUUUGUCAGUGAAGAGUCAUGAAUCUAAAGAGUAUUUGCUUACGCUUUUUAGUAGAUGUGCAUAUGCUCCUACUAUUGAGUUGUUUAUUGAGCUAUUUGAAGAAUUUAAGGGUUUUUGUGGUCGUAGUGUUGAGAAGUUUCUUGAGGAUUUGCCUAAUGAGUGUUGGUGUAACGCUUAUUUUCAAGGCAAGAGGUAUGGUGAAAUGUGCACAAAUGUUGCGAAAUCUUUUAAUUCAUGGAUUAGGGAUGAACGCCAUUUGUUUUCAACUAGUCUUGUUGAUGCUAUACGGGUGAAACUAAUGGAGCAAUUUUCAAGAAGGAGAAAAGUUGGGAAUAAGUGGAAUCAUAUUGUUUGUCCUUUUGCAGAGAAAAAGUUGGAAGAAGCCUUUAAUGAUACAAAAGCAUGGUUAGUUAAGAAAUGUAGCGAUGACAUUUAUGAAAUCCAAUUGGAUCAUUCAUGGGAAAUUGAUUCUUUUCCUUGCAAACAUGGUUUUUGUGCUAUAAAGAGGAGUGGGAAGGAUCUGAAUUGCUUUCUUGAUGAUUAUUAUCGUGUUAGUAGUUAUUGUGAUUCUUAUUCACAUUCUGUCUAUCUAGUUCCUAGUAUGUGGAAGCCAAAUGUAGUUGUUGAUGAUGACGUUGUUUUACCUCCUCUUUGUAAGAGACCAGCUGGACGUCCAAGAACGGAGAGAAUACCUUCUAAGGGCGAAAUCAAGAGAAUUAGAUACAGUAGGUGUGGAAAGAUGGGAACUUAUAAUCGGAAGACAUGUAAAGAAACUUUGCUUUAG
Camellia sinensis is the source of this 915-nucleotide messenger RNA. RefSeq lists its product as uncharacterized. Lineage: Eukaryota; Viridiplantae; Streptophyta; Magnoliopsida; Ericales; Theaceae. The record is from RefSeq and is a predicted model, not a curated record.